GGUAGUGACACGCCCUCCUCCAUCCGGAUCCGGGAGAAUCAGCGACGCUCGCGUAAUCAGCGCAAGGAACUCAUCCAAGACUUGCAGCGUCGCGUUCAGGAGUAUGAGGCCAAAGGAAUCGCAGCAACGCAGGAGAUGCAGCGCGCUGCGCGCAAAGUUGCCGAUGAGAAUGCACGCUUGAGAAGUCUGUUAUCCAGUCGCGGUGUCGCACACGAGGAGAUAGAGGCGUAUUUGCGCUCGUUUGAUGCUGCGAGCACUCCGAACCAUUCGUCCGCGAAUCGCUAUGCUUUACCAGUAUCGAGGCCACCUGUUUUGGCGAUCCCAGCAGUAAGCUCUUUUGGGUACAUGGCGUCGCCUUCCCUUGAUUCCGGUCUGCUGAUAUCCUGCGAGACAGCUGCUUCUAUCAUUGCGGAGAUGCGCGGUGAUGGUGAUAGGCAAAGGAUCAGAGCAAGUCUGGGCUGUCAUGGCGACAAAGAAUGUAGUGUCAAGAACACUCUUGUUCUGGAGCUGAUGGACGAAAGGUAG
Alternaria alternata is the source of this 525-nucleotide messenger RNA. RefSeq lists its product as hypothetical. Lineage: Eukaryota; Fungi; Ascomycota; Dothideomycetes; Pleosporales; Pleosporaceae. The annotation marks the transcript as partial. The record is from RefSeq and is a predicted model, not a curated record. The transcript has 2 exons.